AGUGGCAAAAUGGAGGAACUUGGCAACGUUUUUCUCCUAUCUUUCUUCACUGCCAUUAUAACGUGGACCUCACUAUACUCUAACAUAUUUGUAACUCAAAUAGAUAGCAGCGCAGUAAGAAAGGAGCAGUACUACUACAGCAAGACAUGCCAGACAAUAAUUUGGUUCCAAUCCUAAUUUAUACAACAGUCCAAAUAUGACGUAUUCAAGUUAUGUGUAACUUCAACAUUCUUCAGUUACACACUUCAACUUACAAUUCAAAACACACAACUAAUUUUUUGCUUAAUGAAAUAUAAUUGAUUUUAUCAAACAAAAAUGAACAGUUAAUCAAUAAUUACAUCAAAUCUGUAUCAGCUACCGUCUAUAGAAGACAUUGGCAACGUUGGUUUCCUAUCUUUCUCCAUUGCCAUUAUAACGUGGACCUCACUAUAGAAUAUUUUGUAAUAACGUUUACCGUUGCCAGUCAGUACUUAUUGUGUUAGAUCGCGAUAAUAUUUCUGUUCUCCAACCUAACCUCUCGGUAACAAACUUGAAUUUUGUCUUCUCUUAUCUGAUCAUCUCCAAUCUUACACCUAUAUUCAUCAACUUUUUUAAAUUCCUUGUUUGCUCUGUUAUUUACUCAUUCAAUUAAGCCUAUUCUGGUAAGUAAAUUUUAACUUUAUUUUAAAACUCUUCUCACGAAGCGUAAAGGGAAAUUUUGAGUUAUCUUCCCAUUACCGGCUAAACUGGAAUGACUAGAUAAACUAUCACAAGCACAAGGGAAUAGAGGUUAUCAACAAGAAAUCAACACUACUAGAGGAAUACCAAGCAUUGUUGAGUUACUAACUAUUCUAGUAGGUCGUUUGAACCCGUUAACUUGACUUGUCCUCUCUCAUCUGUUUUCAAUUAUUCAGUUGUAGGUAGCCAAGCUCAAUCGAUUUAUCAUACGACAUCAUUCUCUUCUCUUCAAACUUGAAAGUACCAUCCAGAACAAAUAAAAACCAAAAUGGCUCUCGUUGAACAAUUCCAAAAAGCUGCCGAGGAUGUAAAAAACCUUUCUGCCACACCUUCUAACGAAGAACUGUUAGAAAUCUACUCAUUUUACAAACAGGGUACCGAAGGAGACUGCAAUACAGCCAAACCAGGGAUGUUGGAUUUCAAGGGCAAAUCCAAGUGGGACGCCUGGAACGGCCUCAAGGGAACUUCCAAGGAGGAUGCCAUGAGCAAAUACAUCGAAAAAGUGGCAGCCCUUGUUGAGAAGUAUGGCUCAAAAUGAACUAUUCCCACAAGUUUUCUAUGUUUUUUCAAUUAUAAAUUUGUUUCUUCUUGAGUUCUACAAAUGUUGACCAUAUAUUUUCAGUAAUUACAGGCAGAUUCUCUACAGUUUCACAAUUUUUACGAAUGAUUUUGAGUAAAUAUGGAGAAAAUGAACAAUAUAAUUAGCAAGAGAACAACGAUUUGUAUGUCAUUUUUAUUAGAAAAGAACUAAAGUUUUUCGAUUUGAAAAAUCUAUGAAAUAGAACCAAUUCAUUUGGAAAAAUGAAAGACCAAAGUUGAUUUGCUAGUAAACAAAACAUAAAUAAGUCCAAGCUUUUGGUAACAAUAGUGAGACCAAAUAAUGUAUUUGAAAGAAAUAGAACAGAACAAAUUGAUGAAAAGAAGCAGUCUUGUAAGACCUGCAAUAUUCUUCAGUUAAAGUUUUGUGAAAGUAAGUUAGAUUUGAAUUUAGCUAAAAGCAAAGAAAGGAGAGCUGAGCAGAAAUAAACAAUUAUUUAUAAAAUGACUUUAUGAAUUAUUUCUGAAAUAAAUUUCAUAUUAUUCACAAAUGAACGAUUCGAACAAUUUUUGGUGCUCAAUUAAUUUUGUAUUAUUUAUUUUGGAAGCUAUUAAACAUAUAUUGUAGCUAU
This is a messenger RNA of Nilaparvata lugens (brown planthopper), 1886 nucleotides long. RefSeq names its product acyl-CoA-binding protein-like. Gene Ontology annotation, biological process: fatty acid metabolic process. Gene Ontology annotation, molecular function: fatty-acyl-CoA binding. NCBI's taxonomy places the organism in Eukaryota, Metazoa, Arthropoda, Insecta, Hemiptera, Delphacidae. The record is from RefSeq and is a predicted model, not a curated record. The transcript is spliced from 4 exons. Bases 986 to 1255 code for a protein of 89 amino acids.